Paramuricea clavata is the source of this 501-nucleotide messenger RNA. The record is from the annotation of a GenBank genome assembly. Lineage: Eukaryota; Metazoa; Cnidaria; Anthozoa; Malacalcyonacea; Plexauridae.
GAUAGCCUGGUCGCGUUCGUAGUCGUGCCUAUGGGAAUCUACCUAACUAUCGGUUCGGUGUUCUUGCUGGCUGGAUUUGUAUCAUUAUUCCGUAUCCGAAAGAAAAUGCGAAGCGAUGGCAACAAUACAAACAAACUAGAAAAGCUCAUGGUCCGAAUUGGUGUGUUCUCCGUCCUCUAUACCGUCCCUGCGACUGUUACGAUUGGCUGUCACGUCUACGAAAUGUCGAAUCGCACGAAGUGGGAAAAAUGGUUGACAUGUUCCGAAACGCCUUGCAUCGGAGCGGAGAAAAUCGAACCCGAAUUCUCGGUGUUUAUGGUCAAAUAUUUCAUGUCGUUAGUCGUCGGGAUUAGUACGGGAUUUUGGAUUUGUUCAAUGAAGACUAUCGACUCGUGGCGCGAUUUGAUCAAACGGCACCUCGGAUCGAAAUUAAGACAGAAAAGUCCAGACGAACAAGCCGAGCAAACGGCGCUACCUUUGACCAAAAAAACUGAUGUUUAA